Klebsormidium nitens is the source of this 2342-nucleotide messenger RNA. NCBI's taxonomy places the organism in Eukaryota, Viridiplantae, Streptophyta, Klebsormidiophyceae, Klebsormidiales, Klebsormidiaceae. The record is from the annotation of a GenBank genome assembly.
CUCAGGAAACGUCUUGGCAAUUGAGCCCGAGCAGGGAUGGCGGAGCACAUGUGGUCGUCACUUGGGCCAGGAGAGGGAUCCUAAAAGGGAGGUCUGGGGUGAUGGUAUGGUGGCGCACUCAUAUCUGUUGUGGAGAAAGAGCAGUUGUAGAGCCUCUUGGGUGCCGUUUGCACGACGUAUGCAGCCUCUUCAUUAUGGUCGCUUCACAGUUCGAGGCGGAAGGUGCAGUCUGACUGUUUGGAGCUUUGGAGCUUCGACUUGUGACAUCACCUGGCAUGUGGAAGUGGUGACGUGAUUAGGGUUAGGGUCAUUUGUGCAUGAUGGGUAAUGGGAGGGGGCCCAAGGUGGAAGGCAAGGGGGGCAGCGACAACGGGGAUAUAUGCGUGAGGGGACUGGCCUGGGUGACACGGGAGGAUGGGUUGAGGAAGUACUUUGAGCAAUUUGGCAAGUUAACAACGUGUACAGUAAAGGAGGACGCCGACGGCAGAUCACGCGGCUAUGGCUUUGUCAAUUUUGAAGACCCUGCGCUCGUCGAUCAAGUGAUGGCACAGCAAGAGCAUGUUAUAGAUGGUAGGAAGGUCGAAUUGCGCCCACCUUUAGACAAGGAGGAGCGGCACGCAAUAAAGAAGGUCUUCAUCGGCAUGGUGCCGGCCAAUAUGACGCCCGAGCUGCUUGAAGAGCAUUUUUCACAGUUUGGUAAAGUGACUGACGUCUUUCUGCCAAAGCCCAAUAGGGGAUUUGCCUUUGUAACCUAUGAGAAGGGCGAGGCAGCCAAGGCAGCCCUGAAUACUGCGGAGCAUAUGGUGGGGGGGCACAAACUCCAGGUGAAACUCCCCACCCCCAAGAUGACGGCCGGCCCAGCGCAGCAGCUAAAUCCGUUCCAAAAGGCGCAGAUGCUACAGCAGACGCAGCAGAUGCAGUUCGCACAGCAAGCAGCGACCUCACAGGGGAUGCAGUACAGCGGGGGAGGCCCUGCGCUGCUCAGCCCAUACGCUAUGCAGGGCUACCUGGGGCCAGGAAGCUAUCCUGCAGUGCCAGGAGCAAGGCCUACGUAUGGAGCGAUGUACCCCGAUCCGCAGCAGUACGCUGCGUACGGCCUUCUCCCCGAUUUUGCCAACUUCCACAUAGGACAGCCUCAGCAACCGGGGCACUCCACCGGGCAGCCGAGCCAGCCGAUCCAGCAGCAAGGGGCUCAGCAACCGGGCUAUCAACAGCAGUCGGGGCAUCCUUCCGGGUUCCAGGGUGGCCAGGUGGAUCACUCUGCAACUCAGCAGAUGGCCAUUCCGGGCGGAGGCCUAGUGCCCGGUAGGACCCAACCGGGCACCCAAGAGCACAGCGACGAACUGUCCAACGGCAGCCACCAGGGGCUCCCAUCUUCCACCGACUUUGCAACAUACACCGGGGUGCAGCCGAGCGAGGGGAGCUCGCCACCUGGCGGGGCCCAGAGCGCGCCACCUGGCAUGGUUCCGGUUCCAGGAGGCAUGUAUUACGAGGGGCAGCAACCUAUGGGCUCAGGCGGGAGUGUGCUCCAGUCGCCCGUGCAGGGGGGAGUGAUGCCCCAGGAGUAUUUUAUGCCCGGCAUGCUCCCAUACGGGUAUGGCUCGAUGGGGUCGUAUAGCCCGUACGGAUACCAGCCAGCCUACAGAGGCGCCCGCCUUUUGAACACGACGCAACUGUUCAUCACCAAUCUUCCGUACAGCGCAACCUGGCAGGAGCUCAAGGACUUCUUUAAGCAGUACGGUCACGUCCACCGGGCAGAGAUCAUCCUGGACGAGAGCGGCAACUCCAAGGGCCGUGGCACCGUGCGCUUCUCCAACAACUACGAGGCGACUCACGCGAUGAUGUACGCCCAGAACGCUCUUUUCAAGGGCAGGCCCCUGAGUGUACGAGAAGACCGGCAACUGGGCUCCGGUGUAUCCUAAUAUCUCAAUUGAAGUUUUGUACUAUGUACAAUGUUCGAAUGAUAGAUAGCCACAUUUCGGUUCUUGAGGAGACUUCAAAUUAAGCAGCCUUUAGAAAUAUGAAAGGUCGAAAGUCGAGCUGUUAAGGAUAGGGCAGGUCGGUCGCACGAGAAAACCCAACAAAAGGAUAACAUACGCGACGCCACAGAGAUAUUCUGUACAGACAGACAGCAUUGGAGAAGACGUAGGAUACGAGGCACUAGCUGUAGCUCAGCUUUGGCAGACUAAAGCUUAUGGGCCUUUCCGCCCCCCACGAGAUCAGGGAUGUACAAAAGCGGGUGCGGCAGUGCCACCCUCUUGCAGAGGUACAAUUCAUUGGACAACUAGACCUUGUAUCAUGAUACUCGAUUGGGAAUAUCUUAGUUUCUCCUUGUUGUAAAG